GAACCAAUUUAUCAAAAGAAAUACGUACUUGAUAGGUGACACGAUUGUCUUCUACGAUAAAUAACAUCGUCAAUUAAAAAUCCAACACAUUUUUUUUACAUUUUAACGAUUAAUUCGUAUCGUUCUUUUUCGAAACCGUGUUAAACAAAGCAUGGUUUACACAUAUAGGGCACAGCCACCUCUUACGGCAUUAGCAUACCCGAUCCUGCGGACCAAAUGGUAAACAGUCGACGUCGCCCUAAGUACGUCAUUUCGGAUCCUCCCGAUCCAAUGUCGGUUCUGUUAGGUACCACAGGCACCGGUCACCGUUCACGUCGAAACCGUCGUUAAACGACGAAGGGUUCGGCGAGUAAAUUAACCCACAGAUACAGCACACUGAGUUUCUCGUCGGAUCUUCUCAGUGAGUCGCGCUUCCUACGUUAGAUUCUAUGAAGCACUGAUCUUGCUAUGGCUAGUGUUUGCAACAUCUUCAGGUUACAGCCCCAUGAGCUCAUUGAAAAAAUCUCAGCUGAGAUUUCAAAUCAUCAUAUCAUCUUAUCUCAUUUCAUAUAUAUUCUUCUCAGUUGAUUAAUGUUUCAAAUUAAUCAUCUUCAUUUCAUUUCAUUUCACUUCACAUUAUCAUUUUUCAUAAAAAUAAGAAUAAUAAUAUAAAUUAAAAUAAGACAUGACUUAAAAGUGUUAGUUACCAGGUCAUAAAAUCCCUUAGAAAAAUGUAUCGAAAAUACCGCCAAAAGAAGAAUUGAAAAAACUCCAACCGUGUAUGUAUUCACUGUGAUAAAUUAAUUAAUUAAUUCGCAAAUAAGUAGGUAUGUAGUUUCACUUUACAAAAGUGAGGAGCUACAUGAAGACCAACCGCAUUCUGCUACGGAAUUAAGUCUCUAAGAAUUGUCGAAGAAAGGCCACAUAAAUUGAAACCAAAAUUCUACGAGGAAAAACUGAUGAGCAAUAAUCGGGAGGAGCUCUCGCAAAGCAGUCUUCAAGAUGUGAAGCUCCUCGUUGUCCCCGGACCGCAGAAUGUGUUUACUGAUGACGAGUUCGCGGCCAUGAAGAGUGUAGUCGAAAGAGGCGAUUCGGUGCUGGUCACAAUGUCAGACGGCGGAGAGGAGAAGAUAAAUACGAACAUCAACUUCUUCCUAGAAGAAUUCGGAAUAGUCGUCAAUAAUGAUUGCGUUGUCCGAGCCAAGUUCCAUAAAUAUUACCACCCUAAAGAAUGUCACAUCUCGAAUGGAAUCCUGAACAGGGCCGUCGCCGCACACAUUAUGAAGACGCCGAACUAUGCGUGCGAGUCCGAUGAUUUUCUCGAGGAUCCAUCGACUCCGAAUUUUGUUUAUCCCUACGGCGCGACUCUGACCGUGAAGAAGCCCGCCGUGGCAGUCCUCUCGAGCAGCGACGUCUGCUAUCCGGUCAAAAGACCUGUGGCCGCCUUGUAUACGUCAGAAAAGACGGGAGGAAAACUGUUCGUUAUCGGCUCCGGUCAUUUCUUUGCUGACCAAUACUUGGAGUCGGAGUGCAACGACCUCAUCAGGGACUUGGUGUUCGGCUACCUGACCGGAACAGUUGCUCUACAUUUGAACCCCGUCGACGCUGAGGAUCCUGAUAUAAACGAGUACCGGACAGUAGGGGACGUUUGCUGGCUUAGCUCCAGGCCGCUGCCGGAGCCCGCCGCGCCCCCUCCCCUCCGAGCGCCCCCACACCCACACGCUCUCUUCACUUGGACACUCUUUUCCCUCAACUUGGCGCAUCUACCAGAAGUACUAGGACUGUAUGAAGCGUUAGGAGUCAAACACGAAGCGCUGAAGCUGAUCGCGCCCCAGUUCGAAACCCCGUUCCCGCCGCUGCAACUUGCCGUGUUUCCGCCCACGUUCAGGGAGCCCCCUCCGCCGCCGCUGGAGUUGUUCGAUCUGGACGAGGCGUUCAGCUCCGAGCGCUCGCAGCUGGCGAGGCUCGCCAAUAAGUGUCUGCAACCGACCUCCAGCAGGAUGGGUCAGGGAGACGGGAGUCAGUUGGAGAAUGAACUGGAGUACUUCGUGCGCGAGUGUGGUCGCGCGGUGCGGCUGACGCGCGCUCAGCCUCCCGAGGAGGGACCCACCGCCAAGCACAUAUUGCACCAGCUCGCUCUCCAACUCGCUACCUUCAAGAAGAUCUCGCCGAAAGACUAAAAUAUCUAAUCAAUCGGGUAACAAGUGAUCGAAGAUUCGAUAUUUACACGCGCCGUUUUUCCUCAGUUUUGCGACUUAUUAUUGUUGUUACCAGCGGUAGGACUGUGAGUUGAAUAGCCAUUGAGACCUGUUCCAAUCUGUCGUACUUAUCUCAAAGUAUUUAAUAUCUUUACCCAAAUCCACGAGAAAUUGGACUGCCUACCCUGGGUAGCUGUUCUUAACCUUCUCGGCCCUAAGAGUGCUCCCCCAAACAGUAUCUAAAACAGUUCAAAGUGCGCAGUGAUUGCGGAGGAGUUUCUCAUAUUCACUGAUUUUCUUACCCUACAUUCUAACCCACAUAUUUUUUGCUCUACAUUCUAUCCCAAAUAUCUCUUGUUUUACGUCCUAAUCUACAUAUUUCUUACUCCGCAACCUUAUCCACACAUCUCUUGCCCUACAUUCUAGUUUACAUAUUUUUGCUCUACAUUCUAAACAACAUAUUUCUUGCUCUACAUCCCAAUCCACAUAUUUCUUGCUCUACAUCCUAAUACACACAUUGAAUAGCUACUACCUUGAGCCAACCUAGUUCUAUCAUUAAUCUUCGCUUCGAGUUGUUAAAGACUGGUGAGUGGAUGGCUAUAGAGAGUGAACUCUUCUGCUCAACAUAUCUCGUAUAAAAACAUCAUAAUUGUUGAAAUUAGAUUACUGUUUGUUUGUAUAAGACGGAUGUAUCCCAUGACGGUGUGCCAUUUUCAAUAAAAUGUAUUUUUCACGUAUAGUUACAA
Bombyx mori (domestic silkworm) is the source of this 2923-nucleotide messenger RNA. RefSeq names its product intraflagellar transport protein 52 homolog (gene IFT52). NCBI's taxonomy places the organism in Eukaryota, Metazoa, Arthropoda, Insecta, Lepidoptera, Bombycidae. Gene Ontology annotation, cellular component: cilium; centriole; intraciliary transport particle B. The coding region runs from base 939 to 2159 and encodes 406 amino acids. The record is from RefSeq and is a predicted model, not a curated record. Gene Ontology annotation, biological process: cilium assembly; intraciliary transport. The transcript is spliced from 9 exons.